GCCUUAUUCUGUCGUUUCCCGUUUCCGCGGAGAGUCCUUCCAUAAAGAUCAGAAAAAAGGGGGCCAAACGAUCUACGCAUCGUUGCUAUCUAAACUAACAGACAUGUCAACGUGUUAUCACAGGAGCAGUGAAGAAAGCAAUUGGAGGAACACCAAGUACGCUUAACUUUUCCUUUGAAAUUCCUACAAUAACGUUUAAGCGUUUCUACGUUGUGGCUUGGAGACUGAAAGACGACGAGAAGCCUUUAUCAUCUGACCGCUACGAGAACGAUGAAUUGGUGAUGUUUGCCGAUGCUAUAAAUUCAACCAAUCCACAACCGUAUAUCGCCGCAGUAUUCUCGUCCAGCGAUUUUCAAGGAAACAUGUUUGUACUUGGUGAUGGCAGAAAUACAAGUGAUUCAAAAGAGUAUUUUAAUGGUCCGCUAGAGCCAGGCACUCGUUACAGUAUUUUUCAAAGGAUUAUCAUCAAUGAUAAGGGUGAUUAUUACUCGUCCGACUGGAGUCCUGUUUCACAAACGAUAAAUCAUUCAGUUCAAGCUUCAGUCACGACGUCAGCCGGAAAAGACGCUGGUUUUAAAGUUUAUCUUGUCGGAAUGAUUGUAUUCAUAAUUCUCAUGAUUGCCUCGUUCGUAAUCAUUGCAUAUUUGGUUUAUCAAAAUCGUAGACUCAGCUCACAAAACGCUUCCGCCAGAAGUACAAACGAGGGUGGAAAGAAUUCGAAAGAUAUUUAUGAUGUUCCAGAAACCAGUAAUGCAAAUAAUUACGACCGCGUCGACAAUGAUCAGGCGACGUAUACCGAACUUCAAAAGAGAGAAAGUGAUGAUCACUUAUACUGUCACCUAAAUAAAGUAAUAAAUAAGUAGAGAUAUGUAAUGAGAUGCGGGGGUAGAAAUUCAUACCGUGUUUCCAGUUGUUGAAAGUGGGUUUAGACAGCUAGCGCCACAAGCAUGGUGUGCAACAAU
Messenger RNA from Dendronephthya gigantea, 962 nucleotides. RefSeq lists its product as uncharacterized. The transcript has 4 exons. The coding region runs from base 282 to 863 and encodes 193 amino acids. NCBI's taxonomy places the organism in Eukaryota, Metazoa, Cnidaria, Anthozoa, Malacalcyonacea, Nephtheidae. The record is from RefSeq and is a predicted model, not a curated record.